UAGGAUCAGCGUCGCCGCUGAAGUGCAGAUCCAGGUGCUUGCCGACAGGGGGCGUGUUUCCCCAUUGCCGUGCCGUGAUGCUCUUACCUACUCUGAAAUGACGGAACAGAGCGCUUCUCCGGAGGACUCCUGGAACAAACAGGCGGACGGCGCUUUUAGUGACAACGGGUUCGACCACAAUUUCUUUGCCGAGAGUGCAAGGAAAGGCUCCGUUGUCUCCAGAGCAAACAGCAUUGGAUCCACAAGUGCCUCCUCAGUGCCUAACACAGACGACGAGGACAGCGACUAUCGCCAUGAGCCGUCCUACAAAGACCGUCGGAGACAGGCGCACACGCAGGCGGAGCAGAAACGCAGGGACGCCAUCAAGAAAGGCUAUGACGACUUGCAGUCGAUCGUUCCCACUUGCCAGCAGCAGUCAGAGUUCGCCGUGGGGACACAGAAAAUCAGCAAAGCUACUGUACUUCAGAAAACAAUUGACUACAUCCAGUUUCUGCACAAAGAGAAGAAAAAGCAAGAGGAGGAAGUUUCCACAUUGCGGAAGGAAGUGAUGGCACUAAAGAUCAUGAAGACGAACUAUGAGCACAUAGUCCAGGCGCACCAGAACAAUCCGCAGCAAGGAAACGAGCAGGUCUCAGACCAGGUGAAGUUCAGCGUGUUCCAGAACAUCAUGGACUCCUUGUUCCAGACGUUCAGUACCUCAGUCUCCUUCUCCAGCUUCCAGGAGCUGUCUGCUUGUGUCUUCAGCUGGAUUGAGGAACACUGCAAACCUCAGACACUACGGGAGUUUGUGGUGGGGGUCCUUCAGCAGAUCAACAGCCACUCCUACUGACGUGGAGGUUCCGGGCCGAACCGGGCCGUGACGUCGUUACGUGUGUGAUCUGUCCUCACCUUACCACCUCUACAGUAUUUUAAGUGGUAAACAAUGGUGAGCAACAUGUGUAGUGGGGAGGGACAACCCCAUCACUUGAGUGCUCAGUCCCGCUUCACAAAAGCCUUUGUUCUGGAAGACAUGCAUCCUGGCCAGAGUCCUGUUUCAGUAGGGGGAGGUCCGUGUAGUCUGGUAAGUUAACUUGGAUGGAUCCAUUCCAGGAUAAACACUUAGGGAAGAUGUAAGGAUUUUCUGGAAGCCUGCUGACAAUGUUGUUUAGUCUAAUGUUACCUUCAGAAAGAAAAACCAUGAAAGCUUGUAGGAUUUUGGGACUCAAGGGCUGGUGUUGUUACCUCCUUGUCCACAGAUGAGUGUUUAAAAACUCAGCCUCUUCCUUCAGGGUUCUUGGUUUCUCCUCCGUUACAAAUCGAGUGUUUUGCCUGUGGGUCUCUUGCCGUUGUCGUGUUCUGUUUGCAUGGAGUUUUGCGUGAAUGCGUAUGUCGUCGUAGACACUUUUGAGAGGUGGUCUGAAAUGCCGUCGGUCUUUCAACACCAGUUGCCUUCUGGAUUCUCUCUGUUAUAAGCACACAUAUGCCUGAUAGUACACAUAUUCGUUUAUGUAUGCGUUUCAUGCUGGAGGGUCUACACAUGCUCAGAGGCAGAGCCUGAAUCUCAUUGCCUGGGAAAAACCACAACCCAUGUAGACUGCUUAUGUGGAAUAGCGAGACCUCAGUAAGAUGUACACAAUGAGUUUGACAGAAUGUGCUUUCUUCUUUGACCUGUGUAAGAGGUUUUUAUUUCUUAGGUGAAGGGUGUAAGAAUCCUGACUGUGUAUUCUUAGCCAUCCUGCUGCCUUGCAUUGACUCGGACACGGCCUGCAACCUUCAAAUUUUGCAAGGGUGUCCAUCGGUCCUGACACUACAGAUACUGUGAUCGAUUCAUUCUCCCCCACUGCCCCGUGGCGCAGCUGUUAAAUCAAAGAAUGUAAAACGACGCUUGCAAUGAUUGUUCUGCAAGAUCGAACUUUAAGUACCAGUACUGUACCGUAUGAUUUUACAGUAAAGGAUUCUGCAUCUGAUCAUUGUCCUGUCUUUCAAAUAGAAUUUUGUGUGCAUGUAAAAAAAAAAAACAAAAGGCAGUUUCUUGUGUUGAUACAGAAAACUUUGGAAAUAUUUUUGUAUUGAUAUUUCUAAUCGCAAAUAAACAUCUCUUUCUAAGUCUUAA
Messenger RNA from Brienomyrus brachyistius, 2092 nucleotides. RefSeq names its product MAX dimerization protein MLX (gene mlx). The coding region runs from base 98 to 829 and encodes 243 amino acids. Gene Ontology annotation, molecular function: RNA polymerase II cis-regulatory region sequence-specific DNA binding; protein dimerization activity; DNA-binding transcription factor activity, RNA polymerase II-specific. Lineage: Eukaryota; Metazoa; Chordata; Actinopteri; Osteoglossiformes; Mormyridae. Gene Ontology annotation, biological process: regulation of transcription by RNA polymerase II. Gene Ontology annotation, cellular component: nucleus. The transcript has 8 exons. The record is from RefSeq and is a predicted model, not a curated record.